Scophthalmus maximus (turbot) is the source of this 7203-nucleotide messenger RNA. Its product is annotated as IQ motif and SEC7 domain-containing protein 1-like. Gene Ontology annotation, biological process: actin cytoskeleton organization; regulation of ARF protein signal transduction. NCBI's taxonomy places the organism in Eukaryota, Metazoa, Chordata, Actinopteri, Pleuronectiformes, Scophthalmidae. Gene Ontology annotation, molecular function: guanyl-nucleotide exchange factor activity; protein binding. The record is from RefSeq and is a predicted model, not a curated record. The transcript has 14 exons. Bases 690 to 4097 code for a protein of 1135 amino acids.
AGAGAGCAAGAGGGAGAGGAUCGGGAGAAGGGGACCGAGAUAGGAGGAGAGAAGGUUCAGGAGGAUGGGCUUUGAGCGAAAGAAGUGAGCCAGUCUCUCUGCUUAUUAGAAAGUUGGUCCUCAGAGGAAGAGGAGGAGAUAGAAGAGGAGGCCACUAAUGAUCCCUGUGAGUUUUGGAGGAUUCCUCCUCGUCCCUGGCCGCCACACAUUCCAGUACCUGUGCCUGCUGGAGCGGUGCAGAGCCUCAGAUGUAGCCAUGCUGUCUCAGAGGAUCCUGGGCUGACGCACUGUGAGCAGCGACCGGCACAGAGGACAGACUGACUGACCUGGAUAGCUGCUGAAACGGAGCCAAAGCAGCCGAUGUGGAGUGUUAUUUUGGAGGUGGAUCCCGAGCAUCGACACUGGGUCCAGAUCGGUCCUCUAGAGGAUUCCUGGCUUUCUGGGUUUUGGUGAUGACUGAAACAGGUCCAGUAUCGAUGUGGUCGUUCUGGGCGGGUUGAAACCACUCAGGCUGUCAUCCAGUGGCAGUGGCGAGGCUGGAGCUCCGGAGGAGGACGGUCCCAACGCCCAGGCAGAGGAAUACGCUGGCUGAAACAAACGAGCAGGGUCCUGUGCUUCCCGUGCCAUGGUGCCUGUUAAUGUUGUGGAAUCCCACCGCUGUUCUGCCCUGUUGAUUGUCUGAGCUGAGGAUGUGGAAGUUCAAAGCGUUUUGCCUGGAUUACUGGCAUGUGCUGUGUUUGCACCCACACAACAACUUUUAUAAGAGUGUGGAAGGGGAUGGACGGUCCAAUGACGGUGGCCAUUCCCUGGAUGGAGGAGCCAGCUAUGGUCAGGCUCCGGUGACGCACGGGUCGGCCAUCAGCCCCGACCGCUUUGACAGUCCGCUUUACAGCCACGGGGUCCAGCCCGGGCCUCAGAGGCCCCGUCGGGCCAAGCUUCAGCACUCGCAGUCCAUCCUCCGCAAGCAGGCUGAGGAGGAGGCCAUCAAGCGGUCACGCUCGCUCUCUGAGAGCUAUGAGCUCUCUGCUGACCUUCAGGACAAACAGGUGGAGAUGCUGGAGCGUAAAUAUGGUGGAAGAUUCAUAACUCGGCAUGCAGCCCGCACCAUCCAGACAGCCUUCCGCCAAUAUCAGAUGAACAAGAACUUUGAACGUCUCAGGAGCUCUAUGUCUGAGAACCGUAUGUCCAGACGCAUUGUUCUCUCCAAUAUGAGGAUGCAGCUGUCGUUUGAGGGCCCAGAGAAAGUGCACAGCUCCUAUUUCGAAGGGAGGCAGGUGUCCAUGACAGAGGAUGGCUCCCCGCUGUCCAUGGUGCAGUCUGAAUGUGGAGAUAUCGAGGUUCACCAACAGGCCAACAUGACAUCUCACCAACCGCAGCAGGGCGACCUGACAGAUGCCAUCACGGAGCUGGAGGACGCCUUUUCCAGGCAGGUCAAGUCUCUGGCGGAGUCGAUAGAUGAUGCGCUGAACUGUCGCAGUCUUCAGGGGGACGAGGGCCCAGACCCAGAGGCCAUGGGCUGCUCCGAGGUGGAGAGGGACGUGCCCUAUCAGGUGAAGUCCCACCGCAGGGCAGCCGGACGCAUGCAUGAUGAAACGUUGGCAUCGUAUAGUGAUGUUACUCUGUUCAUCGACGAGGAGGACAUGUCCCCCUCUAUUGCUCUGUCAAGGUCAGGGGACCAUCCUUCCAGCACAGAAUCAGACUUGCGGCUACGGUCAGUCAACUCCUCUCAGGAUUACUGGCCUAUUGACCCCAAAGAUGAGGGUCGUGACACAGACACGAGCUGCCGCAGCACUCCUUCUCUGGAGUGCCAAGAGCAGCGUCUUCGAAUGGACCAUCUCCCUCUGUUGACCAUUGAACCUCCUAGUGACAGCUCUGUCGAGCUCAGUGACCGCUCUGACCGAGGCUCUGUCAAACGGCCGCCUGUGUAUGAAGCACACGGACACAUCGUAACAUCAUCCCAGGCCAGCCCUAAACACAUUUCCCACGGGCCCCCACCACGAGCCCCAUCCCGUGACGACGACGCACCUCUGCGCCACCGCCACCGCCAGCUGGAAGGCCAUCUAGCCAUCAACGGCUCGGCAAACAGACAGAGCAAGUCCGAGUCUGACUUCUCCGACGGCGACAACGACAGCAUCAACAGCACAUCCAACUCGAACGACACCAUCAACUGCAGCUCCGAGUCCUCGUCGAGGGACAGCCUACGAGAGCAGACGCUCAGCAAACAGACUUACCACAAGGAGACUCGCAACAGCUGGGACUCGCCCAUCUUCAGUAAUGAUGUUAUCCGCAAGAGACACUACCGCAUCGGCCUGAACCUCUUCAACAAGAAGCCAGAGAAAGGUAUCCAGUACCUGACUGAGAGGGGAUUCAUCCCGGACACACCGGUCGGUGUGGCUCACUUCCUGCUGCAGAGGAAGGGGCUGAGCAGGCAGAUGAUUGGAGAAUUUCUUGGCAAUCGACAGAAACAGUUCAACAGAGAUGUCCUAGACUGUGUGGUGGAUGAAAUGGACUUCCAGAGCAUGGAGCUGGACGAGGCGCUCAGGAAAUUUCAGAACCACAUACGUGUCCAGGGCGAAGCCCAGAAGGUGGAGCGGCUCAUCGAAGCUUUCAGCCAGCGCUACUGCAUCUGUAAUCCCACGGUGGUGCGACAGUUCAGGAACCCUGACACCAUCUUCAUCCUGGCGUUUGCCAUCAUCCUCCUCAACACCGACAUGUACAGCCCCAACGUCAAGCCCGAGAGGAAGAUGAAGAUGGAGGACUUCAUCAAGAAUUUAAGAGGUGUGGACGACGGAGAGGACAUACCCAGGGAGACUCUGGUCGGCAUCUAUGAGAGGAUCCGUAAGCGAGAGCUCAAGACCAAUGAGGACCAUGUCUCGCAGGUGCAGAAGGUUGAGAAGCUCAUUGUCGGAAAGAAACCAAUCGGAUCGCUCCAUCACGGCCUCGGAUGUGUUCUGUCGCUGCCCCAUCGCCGGCUGGUGUGUUACUGCCGCCUGUUUGAAGUGCCAGAUCCCAACAAGCUCCAGAAGUUGGGCCUGCAUCAGCGGGAGAUCUUCCUGUUCAAUGACCUCCUAGUGGUAACCAAGAUUUUCCAGAAAAAGAAGAACUCGGUGACAUACAGCUUCCGACAGUCCUUCUCUCUGUACGGGAUGCAAGUCAUGCUGUUUGAAAAUCAGUAUUACCCGAAUGGAAUCAGACUCACAUCAGCGAUACCAGGUGCAGACAUCAAGGUCCUCAUCAACUUCAACGCGCCCAACCCCCAGGACCGCAAGAAGUUCACGGAUGACCUACGAGAGUCCAUCGCCGAGGUCCAGGAAAUGGAGAAAUACAGAAUAGAGUCUGAGCUGGAGAAGCAGAAGGGGGUGGUGAGACCCAGCAUGUCGCAGAGCUCCGGUCUGAAGAAGGAGGCCGGCAACGGGAGCAUGAACCGCGCCAGUCUGGAUGACACCUACGCCAUGGGAGAGGGCCUGAAGAGGAGCGCCCUCAGCAGCUCCCUGCGGGACCUCUCCGAAGCAGGCAAGCGGGGGCGUCGCAGCAGUGCAGGAUCACUAGACAGCAAUAUGGAAGGGUCCAUCAUUAGCAGUCCACACACAUGCCGGAGAGCCACUACGCCACGUGAGGGAGCGUCCCACAGCCAACCCCCCAUCCCUAACUCAGCAUCGACUUCCAUCCUCGGGUCGCUUUUCGGCAGCAAGCGAGGCAAACCACCAGCCCAGGGCCACGCCCCUUACCCUCAAGCCGGUCAACCCACCCUCAUAUCCCACAAGCCCCACCCAACCAACCUCCACCACACAGCACAGGCACAUGGAGUGCCGGCCCAACACCAAGGUCACCAUCCCCAGUACUGCCAAGUCCCACAGAACCCGCCGCCUUACCACCACCACCACCACUUUUACCCUCCUCCCCACACGCAGCACCACCAGCACCCAGCCUAUUCCUCACAUGCGCACCAACACGCCCAUCCACAGCACAGUCAUUACGGCCAGCAUUCCCAUCACACCUCGCACCCCCAGCACGCCGCUCACCACCACAGUCAGCAAGCGGGUUCGGCACCUGGCGGACCCAAACCCAAACACAGUGGCAUCAGCACCGUAGUGUGAUGCUCGUAACACAGAGAGGAGAAGUGAGGAGGGAACUCGAUGAAGGCGGGACAAUUGCUUACACCAAAGGGACUGACAGCAUAACUCUAUGGCCUGUCCACUGUGUUUUACCGCUGCUGUGAUGGAAACCAAUCACACGCAGUCACCGUUUUCACCUCCAGGUCCAACUAAUAUGCAGGAUGGAAAUAGGACUCAAAUCUUCCACUCGGGGCCUUUUCUAGUUUGCCUGAUCAGGGGCUCGGCCCUAUCAGGGUCUUGUGGGGGGGUUGGGUUCUUUACAGGAAGAUGCUCUAUAUUUUCCACACACACACACACACACGCCCGGCUGUGACCGCUAGUCGCCUCCACACUGCUUCAUUCCCUCAAUAGCCUGUCUUACCUUGACACAGUCAGGAGGAAAGACGACCUGAGACUAGAAAAUGGCUGACUGUUUUUCACAGCCUUUCGGAAGUCAACUUUCAAAUCUUUGGUUUGCAGAUACUACCCUUCAUACGAAUGCUAUUUGUUGUCGCCUCCCGUAGAGCUCACAUAUAUACUGAAGAACCUAGGUAUAAUCAUUUCACACUAACUUAAAUCACAGGACAGGUAAACAACUGGGUGAACCAUCUGUCAUAGUAGUUCUAGUGCUGUAUUUAGUGUAGAUGACAGCUGUAUGUGUUGUCUCCUAGCUCUCAUUAAUAAAUGUGCCAAUAAUUAAUGCAUAAUCUAUUUAGUCAAGACUACAUGUACAGUAUAUUGUGCGUAAGGUAAUUUGUAAGAUUAUACUUACAAUUAUUAUUAUCAUUAUUAUUAUCAGCAAAAAUGAAUUUUAUCAGUAUUAUACUGACUCUGUGGUAACGGGAUGUAGAUCUGAAAAGGAGUGAACUUCCAUUCAGUCCAGCCUUUAAUCAAUUCUGGAAUUUUUUGUUGCCUUUCAAACGGAUGAGAGCGAGCCCCUGGAUGGCAGCUGUUGCAUAUGGGCAUCAUCGCGCUGUGCCGUCACAGCUGAGGCCUCAGAGCAGACUUCCUGUCAACUCUCACAAAUGAUGAACAGGACCAAUUGGUUGUGUGAAUCUCAGUUUACUUCUCACGCUGUGGCUGCUCAAACUGUAAAAAGUGAGCGAAGACCAAGAGUGAAAAGACGUUUUGAAGACACUCGAGGCUCAGUUCAUGCCCAGUCGGUUGCCUUCAGCAUAUACAACAGCUGCUCUCUCGACUCUUAAAAUCAAAAAACGGAAAUACUUCUUCUUUUGCCUUGUUUAGUAUUUUUUUUUAUUCACCAAUGAGGUUUUGGUGAGUGGAUAAAAUCAGUUCUUACAUAGUGAAGUAUUUUUUUCAUCUUUUUUCUAUCAUGUGUGCAAUAUCUUUGUACUGAUUUUGUACAUCAAAAACAAGCAAGGUUUCCCUCCAAUUUGUGUUUGUCAAGUUGCAUCAUUAUUUAUUUAUUUUAGUUUUUGACCCCUGUCAGAGUCUUUCAGUAAAUUAAUGUGUGGCUGUCCUCGUGGUCUUAUGAGAGGUACAGACUUGGAGUUCAGUGGAAUGUCUAGUAGGUUUUUUUUCUUUUCUUUUGUUUUUUUGCAUGUAAUGUUAUUGAUGUGAGGCUAUCCUCUGCACAUUGUAUAACAAAUCAGUGUUACCAUAGCAAGUUUAAGUGCAAUCAUGUUCAGAAAAUGCAGACUUGUGGAAGUAAAGUCUGUUGUCUUGUUGUCCAGGAAAAGAUUCAGGUGAAAAAAAAAACGUUUUUCAUUUAAGAAUAUAUAUAUAAAUACUUACUUAUACAAUAAACAAUGGAAAGAGGAAUGUGUGUAUAUAUUUUAAUAAAAGAAACGCUUCUCUUUGGGCUAAACGAAAAUAUUUUGCUGGAUAAGCACAUAUGAAAGAACACUUUCAUUUUUUCAGGAAAUGCAGUUAUAAUAUACAAAAUGCAAACUGAACAACAGAACUGGGUAUAUGUAAAGAAUAACUUUCUACAUUCUACAAAUAAGAGUCUAUUCUAGUGUGUAAAUUAGUGACAGUAAUCUGUUUGUCCCAGUAUUCAGGUUGUAAAUGUAUUUUAACAUUCACACAGAAAACCAUUGCCAUAAGUCAGACUUGGAUCUGCUCAUGUGAAUUGACAAAGAGAGUUCGGAUGGCAGAUAAAUCACAUAUGGGACAAUAAUGCGCAGAUGAAUGUGUCUUUCCAUUGAUUCCAUAUUUUUUUCUAUAGAUCAUGGGACGAUGUAAAACCUGAGGAAUCAGUUUAUUUCUGUGUGUGUUGUAGUGCUUCCAAUGUCUACAGUCAUUCUUUGUGAGAAAGUACCCCAACAAUGCACUGCAUGGAUCUGAUGCAUCAUGUGUCCUACUCACUGUGAGCUGAUGGAGGAGGGGGGAAUCAGCCUAUAAAUUUUGACUUUUGUUUUGAAUGAUUUGGAAUUACUUGAUGUUGAUGUGUUCUUGUUGUUCCAUGUUAGGCUGGUAGUUGUUGAAGCUCAGCAUGCAUUUCAUCCACAAAGCCAUUGUGUAAAUAAACAAAGAACAUUGCACUUCAGUUGCCGAGGGCUUUCAUUGUGUAAAUACGGGAGUUUGAUGUGUAUAAGGAACGACUGUGCGGUCGGAGGAUGACGCUGUAAAAGGGACCAAGGCGGGGGAUUGAAGGCACUGUACAUAAUGUGUAUAUGAUCAGUACUCUAUUCUGAUAUCUGCAGUCAAGAUCAGGAUGUAUAUACAUCACCUCAUAGAUGGAUGUGAUGGGUGAUUAAUGAACAUAUCGAUUGUCUCAGCCUCCAGCUGUCGUGAACAGACAUUUGUUGUAGAAAUAAAAAACAAAAAACAGACUGUUAGAAAGUUUGCUGCCAUUUACAUCCAGCUCUUUUCAUACAUGCAACCCCCACAAACACACACACACACACACACACACACACAUACACACAUACUGUACACACGGAUAGACAUGCACACAUCCAGCUGCAAGCUGUUCAGUGUGGAGUGGGACCCUUUUUUUUUUUUAAAGGAAAAGACAAGAAUGGCCUCAUUUAUACGUGCAUUCUGUUGUACAGUGAGUAGUGAGUCAGUAAGACCCCAGUUAUUGUAAAACUUCAACUGUGACAAUGUUGAGAACGCAAAAUAAACAAAUAUAUGACUUAUGGUA